UCUACAAUUGAUYUUCUUAAAAUGUGAUUUUGAACCUAACCCUUACCUUAACUACACUGCUAACUUUAUGCSUAACCCCAAUCUUAAUUGAAGACAAAAMAGUUAAUUGUUGUUUUCAUAAACGUUUACGAUAUAGCCACAUUUGACUGUGUGACUGUUGUAACUAAUGGAAAAGCUUAUUGCCUACGUACGCCAUUCGCACUGCUGGAGUGGUGCCUAUUUUUUUUGUGUUGCACGUGUCCCGUCAAUAUCGCUGGAUUUCUAUAGCUGAAUUGACUUAACUUUUAUUUUCAAAUAUCGUGUCGGAACGGAAAUUUCACAUUUUAAAGUGGGCUCAAUGAGAGCGGAGACUUAGUUAUCUAGCUAGCGGCUGCUAGCCUAGACACAUUUACAGUUAACUAUCUAACSUUAGUAGAACAUGCCCAGACUGGUCAUACCAGGCCGAUAGGUUGCGAUUCUUUCAGACAUGGAUUACAAUUUCCCACAGAAACUUUUCCCGGUUUAUUUCAACUCUGGGCCCCCCAGUUCUACGUUUAGACAUAACGUCGGAGGUUGGGGUUCGUAUGGUCAAGUGUUGGAAGUCAACGUCGCUCUACACGAGAACGACGUUAGUCUACCAAAAGUAGAUUGGAAGUUCGAAUCUCAACACCAAGUGAAGGGAGAGACUUGGGUGCCAGUGGAACCGAUAGCAAUACCACUUCUGCGACCAAAAAGAGGCCACAAAUGGUCAUCAACAGCACUGUCGGAUCCUUUGGAUUUUUCAGAGCAAAUGCAGAACUUCUACCAGUACAAGUACAAGGAUGCGUUUUGCACAAUGAGCCACAUCCUGGGGGAUAACUUCCACUUUAGACAGGGGAGGAGAAAGGCAAGUGAAAGAAAUGCUGUUCACAUGUGGCAGAUGAAGCGCUUCAUGCACACAUUUAAAUACAAAAAGUGCGAGUUAACUCAUUUGGAGCGGCAGGCCAAAAGGUACCACAACCUGUUAUCAGAUGUGAUCCAUGACAUCCCUCCAGCCCUGCUAGCUGAUCAUCUCCAUGAGGAGCUGACCUAUCAGAGAGGGCAGGAGCAGUUCUCUGACCACGCCACUGGGGGUGCCAUAGGGUACAUUUCCUUUACCAACACCAGUAUCUCUCAGCAAGGCUGUCUGGUGUACCCUGGGAAAGCUGGCCUUAACAAGCUUAACUUCCACAGGGUGGUGCUAGAGUUUCAAGAAGGGAAGCCUCCAUGUUUUGAUGUGAGCCACAAGCCUCUCUCAUUCCAGCUCAAUGGUACAAUCAGACAGAUCACCAUUGGCCUUCAGCAGGAUGAAUGUCACGUGGGGGUGCGCUGUGACUACCUGUGUGGUGUCUGGAAGGUCAGUGAGAAGGACAUCCCUAAGACUUUGGAGGUCAUUCAGACCAAGCAGCCAGCUACAUGUCUCAGUGCCAGUCCCCAUGUCCUUGGAGAGYUUCUGGUGACCAGUGAGAGUGGAGCUGCCUAUCUAUGGACGGUGGGGAAAGGUUUGCAGAAGUUCCGUCAGGAGUACAGUAACCUGUACUUCAAUUCUAAGUCGUCAUGGAGAUGGUGUGACUUCUCUGGCCACCCCAGGGUGAUGGUGUAUGCUGACCGGACAGGUGUGGAGCUCACUGAUAUCAGGACCAAAGAUCAUUGCAGCCACACGCUGUUUCGUAUCGGCCAAACUCCUGACUGUAAGAGUGGCGAGAGAGUCAUCCUGUCCAAUUACCUGAGAGAUGUCCACACCUUCCACCACCUCGUCACCACACAGCACUCUGCUUACGUCAUGGAUGAGCGUUUCCCCUGCCUCCCCAUGAUCCAGUGGGAUCACAUGAUGGAGCAUCCUCCCAUGUUUGCCCAGGUCGUGGCGGGGUUGCCGUCGGGGGGAGGGACUACUAAGGUGCUGCUGGGCUCUCAGAGAUCACAGGAAGUGAUCCUGCUACAGUACUCAGGUGGUAGGGAGGAGGCCUGCGUCACCAGAGGCCCACCUCGRGCCUUGCUCAGCCCCAGAGACAGCCUUGGACACCUGCCUGUCCAACUCCCCCACAGACAGCACCAUGCCCAGGACAGACUAGCCAAUCCUGCUGCUGGUCUUACUGUCAUCCAUCAGAGUCAAGCCAAGGAGGACUGUAUCUGUGUGCUGCAACUCACUGAGGCCGGAGACAUCUUUUACCACACGCUAAAGUCCCAGACUGAGUCCUUCAGUAAAGACGACCCACCAGCACCAACCCAGAACUCCGUGGGACCCGAGGGACGUAGUGGAGAUGUACAGAGACUAAAACAACCAGUUGAAACAUUAAGAAAACAGCCGCAUCAAACGUUAGGAACCUCAAGAAGUAGUGCCCUAGGUGAAACAUGGUAUUCCUCUGGACCCCAGUCUCCUGCAGAUGACUCUGGGUUCGAGGGAAGGGGACAGCCGUGGGACACUCCUAGGGCUGGACUGGAGAUGGUUAUCAACAACCCUCAUGACGACCCGUACCUGACGCUAGCGACAAACACAGGAUUAACUGAUACUCAGGAAACCGCUGCUACUGCUCCUCUACCUACAGUCCAGUCUUUGGACACUAAUGUUAACAUUAACCCCGUCAGCCCAAAGGCCAAAGUCAGUGAUGAGGCUCUGUUGGUUUGGAGGAAGUGGAUCCUCAAACUGUUCAAGUGCCCCCGGAAGCGCCGCWAUCUCCCACACAAGACCACAAAAACCAAGUAUCUUCUACCCGACGACAGCCUUCAGAAAGACCCGUUGGAAGAUCACUGUCGUCGGACCCUGAGGAAGGACCUGAGGGAAACCAUGAGGAAUGGACAUGUCCUCGUCCACAGGAACACCUGCCUCAAACCCCUGGCUCUGGUCCCUGUCCCGGCACCCGUGGAGCCCUCUGAGUGGGCUGAUGUGCUGAGCGAGAGGAUGAGCGCAUCGUGGGAGCCUGGGCUGGGGGGAUGGAGGAGCUGGUGGGAGGAGAGGCUGGGGCUGAACCGAGAGGAGAAGGUGAAGGCUCUGCGGAGGAAGAGGAGGAGACAGAAACAGGCAAAGGCUCACAGUCGUAUCGACCUAUCAGGCAGCUUCACCUCGUCCGUCAGCUACCAAUCAGACCUGGACAGCGCCUCUCUCUCCGGUUGGUCCUCGGCAGCCAGUCAGUACGCCAGCUCCGACGGAGACAGUGCGGCCAAAAGCUGCUACAACACCAAGUGGGCCACCCUGUCUGAGCCGGGUACACCGAGGGCUACCACACCAACACCACAGACCAGUAACUCACAGCCCACAACACCUCAUAGGGUGUUUGGUUCAAAACCAACUACACCACUGAAGCAGCUUAGUAGUUUCCUCUCCCAGCCCACUAUCCCCUAUUCACAGAGCAGUAGCAGUUCACUGCCCACUAUCCCCUAUUCACAGAGCAGUAGUAGUUCACUGCCCACUAUCCCCUAUUCACAGUUCACUAGUUCCGAGCCACUGUUUACACCCCAAAAACAGCCCACCGUUGGUAAGUUGUUGCCCUGGACAACAGUAGGUUCUGACUCCAGCGCGGCGGGCAUUUUGAGAACGGUGGUGGCAACCCAGAAGCCCAAGCCACAGAAUCAGGAUUAUUUAAAUUCUCUCUUUGGAUCCCAGGAGCCUAUGGAUGCCUCACAGGGAGUAGGGUUUAAUGAGAGCAGACAUCAUACUCCUUUGGCCACCUCUUCUCAGCUGUCCUCCAUCUCUACUUCACAGAGGAACCUGAAAGUGGGACUGACCUCCUCACAACCCAAAAGGAAGAAGUCUCGUAUGGGUUUCUGAUCUGAGUAUUGGUGGAUGUAGCCUCACAGCCAACAGUUAUUUUUCAAAUGAGAUGAUUAUGAUGGAUGGAACUAUGGCGAGGGAUCUUUCAACUUUUUGUUUUUCUGGUUGAUUUUAUGUGUUACGUGACAGAACUGUGAAGUGCGAAUUGGCUAUUGAGAGAUUUCUGGGAUAUUCUAGAAACCAAAAGUAUGAAGUCACAGAAUAUUUUUGUUGGGGUUUAAAAUAAAAUCUAUAUUCAUUAAUAU
This is a messenger RNA of Salvelinus sp. IW2-2015, 4011 nucleotides long. RefSeq names its product TATA-box binding protein associated factor, RNA polymerase I subunit C (gene taf1c). Lineage: Eukaryota; Metazoa; Chordata; Actinopteri; Salmoniformes; Salmonidae. Gene Ontology annotation, molecular function: RNA polymerase I core promoter sequence-specific DNA binding. Gene Ontology annotation, cellular component: fibrillar center. The record is from RefSeq and is a predicted model, not a curated record. Gene Ontology annotation, biological process: transcription by RNA polymerase I.